This is a messenger RNA of Callorhinchus milii (elephant shark), 1702 nucleotides long. RefSeq names its product aldehyde dehydrogenase 1 family, member A3 (gene aldh1a3). NCBI's taxonomy places the organism in Eukaryota, Metazoa, Chordata, Chondrichthyes, Chimaeriformes, Callorhinchidae. The record is from RefSeq and is a predicted model, not a curated record. The transcript has 13 exons. Gene Ontology annotation, molecular function: aldehyde dehydrogenase (NAD+) activity. The coding region runs from base 66 to 1604 and encodes 512 amino acids.
CCAGCACUUGUACCUUUCACCCAAAGUACAGCAUCACCCAAAACAUCCACAGCCGAGCAUCCGGGAUGGCAGAAAACGGAGUGAUAGACAACAGGCAGACAGACAAAAAACUUGCAGCGUUGUUGCCUAAUCCAGUUAAAAAUCUGGGUUUGAAAUAUACCAAGAUCUUCAUCAACAAUGAGUGGUAUGAAUCUGCAAGUGGUAAAACUUUCGCCACAUACAAUCCAGCAACCGGCAAAAAAAUCUGCGAUGUGGAGGAAGGUGACAAGGUUGAUGUGGACAAAGCAGUGGAGGCGGCAAGAACAGCUUUCCAGAGGGGUUCCCCGUGGAGAAAGCUGGAUAGUUCAGGCAGAGGAAGACUCUUGUACAAAUGGGCAGACCUUAUUGAACGUGAUCGUAACAUCCUGGCUACCUUGGAAACCAUGGAUACUGGCAAACCCUUUCUGCAGUCAUUUGCCAUUGAUUUAGAGGGCUGCAUUAGAACACUGCGUUACUAUGCUGGCUGGGCUGAUAAAAUACAUGGGAAAAGUAUUCCAGUGGAUGAAGAUUUUGUUCUGUUUACAAGGCAUGAACCAAUUGGUGUCUGUGGGCAGAUUACUCCAUGGAAUUUCCCGCUAUUAAUGUUUAUUUGGAAGGUGGCACCCGCACUCUGCUGUGGGAACACUGUGGUAAUUAAACCUGCGGAGCAAACUCCUCUAACAGCACUUUAUAUGGGAGCUUUAAUUAAAGAGGUGGGGUUCCCUCCAGGUGUAGUGAAUAUAGUGCCGGGAUAUGGACCUACUACCGGGGCUGCCAUUGCCUGCCACAAGGACAUUGAUAAGGUGGCGUUCACUGGAUCUACUGAGGUGGGGAAAUCCAUAAAGGAAGCUGCCUCUAAAAGUAACCUGAAGAGAGUCACCCUGGAAUUGGGAGGAAAGAAUCCGUGCAUUGUAUUUGCAGACUCCGAUUUGGCUUUGGCAGUGGAAUAUGCCUACCAGGGAGCAUUCUUUAACCAAGGCCAGUGCUGUACAGCUGCUGCCCGGGUGUUUGUGGAGGAGUCAGUGUACGAGGAGUUUGUGAGGCGCAGUGUGGAGCACGCCAAGAGGCGAAUUGUCGGAAACCCAUUCGAUCCUAAAACCGAACAAGGACCCCAGAUUGACCAAGAUCAGUUUGACAAAAUUCUGAAGCUAAUACAAAGUGGCAAGAAGGAAGGAGCCAGACUGGAAUGUGGUGGGUGUGCGAUUGGAGAUUUGGGCUAUUACAUUCAACCCACUGUGUUCACAGACGUUACAGAUGACAUGAGCAUUGCCAAGGAAGAGAUCUUUGGACCGGUGCAAGUUAUAAUGAAAUUUAAAAGCAUGGAAGAGGUUAUUAAACGAGCCAACAACAGUGAAUUUGGAUUGACUGCAGGAGUGUUCACAAAAAACAUCGACACAGCACUGACAGUAGCCUCUGCCCUCCAAUCGGGAACUGUGUGGAUUAACUGUUAUAACGCUCUCCACGCUCAAGCACCUUUUGGCGGCUUCAAAAUGUCCGGAAAUGGAAGAGAAAUGGGUGAAUAUGGCCUGACAGAAUAUACAGAAGUUAAAACUGUGACUAUCAAAAUUUCACAGAAUAAUCACUAAGCCGCAAAGAAAAAUAAAGCACUUGGAUACGGCACUAAAAGAUAUGACACCAGCUCCUGGAAGGAAUUAGUGACACCGAAAAAUCAAGCUAAAUAAUU